ACGUGGCAGGAACGGGGGCGGAGCUGAAGCUUCCUAGCGUCGCUCGGCGUCCAUGGCACCGUUUUCAGUCACCGGAAAGAUGAGUACUUCCGCCUUCUGGUCUUCCUUCCGUGGAGGAUCCGGCGGGGCUUAGGCUGCGGUCCGCCAAGCUAGGCUUAGAUUGGGUGCCAUGCGGCGGCUUUGGCCGCCGCCGCCACUGUUGCUUUUGCUGGUGCUGCUUUCGGCGUUCGCGCUGUGCGGAGGAGGAGCGGCGCUUCCCCCGGCUCCCACCGCGAAACAUCUUUCCACAUUGCCGCUCCCUCUGUCAGCAGUGCGGGCGGACCCCGACGAUGUGCCCUCGGACACGCCGGGCGGCAGCGGCUCUUCUGUCGUCGAAGGAGCGCGGGCCGGCGGCGUGAAGGGGAACGACAGCAUGGCCGCCGCGGCCCCCGGCACGCAGGUCAACCAGCCCAUGACCCAGCGCGCCCUUUCGGUGCUGGUCCUGGCCAGCGCUGCCCUCAUCGUUUACUUCGUCAUCCGGACCGUGCGACUUAGACGAAGAAACAGGAAGACGCGGAAAUAUGGUGUUCUGGACACAAACAUAGAAAAUACAGAGCUGACACCUUUAGAACAAGAUGAUGAUGAUGAUGAUAACACAUUGUUUGAUGCCAAUCAUCCUCGAAGAUAAGUAUGUGCCUUGUGGGAAAAUAUUUCAAUUGUGGAGCAACAGAAGAAACUGUUUGGAAGGAACCUAAAGCCAAUAUCAGAGUUGAGAAUAUGAAAUGUAUUAUGACAUCCUUAGUUUGUUGCAAUAAAUACUAACAUUUUAUUGUACCUUUUGUAUAUACAGAAAUAUUGUAAGGUCAAAGCCUAUGGAAAUAGCGCACUAAAUUUCUAAUCUAUUUUCAACAGGGUAUUUUCUGCUUUUAUUAAUUUGUGAUCUUUUUGAAAUUCUUUUGUCGGCCAAUUUUUUUUUUUAUGUAAACUGUGGUAAUUUAUUUGUUUGAACUCCUUGCAGCUAGCCAAAUCUAACCAUGUGUCAGAGGAAUGUAUGUUCUUAGUAAAUUAGAUGUAUACUGAAGCUCUGUGUGAAUGAUGUAAAUAAAUGUUUAUGGUAUUCCUAACAUUC
This is a messenger RNA of Crotalus tigris (Tiger rattlesnake), 1108 nucleotides long. It is a transcript of the gene FAM174A, whose product is annotated as family with sequence similarity 174 member A. Bases 170 to 667 code for a protein of 165 amino acids. The transcript has 3 exons. The record is from RefSeq and is a predicted model, not a curated record. NCBI's taxonomy places the organism in Eukaryota, Metazoa, Chordata, Lepidosauria, Squamata, Viperidae.